UUGGUGCUGUGAUUUAUAAACGAAAUUAAACUUAGUGUUGACAAACAGUUUCUUGAAAUAAGUGGCAAAAUAAUCCUCCAAUAAUUCAUUGAUUCCUUGCAUUUAUUGAUUACUUGCAGUUAGAAUUGAAUCUUAGCAGUCACAAUGUUCCUCGUAACACUUGGGCUCCUACUAGCAGCCAUUUUUAUUAUCCAUCAAUACAUAUAUGGAUACUGGAAGCGCCGUGGAAUUCCAUAUAUCAAACCACACUUAAUUUACGGAAAUUUGAAAGGUUUCGUCAACCGGAAUGAAUCGUUCGCACUUUCAGCAGCAAAUUUGUAUUACAAAUCGGAAGAACCCGCUGUAGGUGUUUAUUUAUUCUUCCGACCUGCAAUUUUAAUCCGUGAUGCUGACUUGGCAAAGAAGGUUCUGGUUACCGACUUCCAAAAUUUUUAUGAUCGUGGCGUACAUUCAAAUGAAGAAAGCAGUCCUGUAUCUGCGAACCUCUUCAGUUUAGAAGGGAAAAAUUGGAAAGAUUUGCGAGCGAAUCUCACUCCAACAUUUACAUCGGGCAAGUUAAAGAAGAUGAUGCCAGAAAUCGAAUUGGUUGGAAAUAGAAUGGAAGAAUAUUUGGAAAACUUAAUAGAAAGCGGUCAUAGUAUUAUUGAUAUGGACGAAGUGGCAACCAAAUACACCAACGAUGUCAUUGUUUCCAUAUUUUUUGGAUUAGACGUGGAUAGCUUCAAAGACAAUGCCAAUAUAUUUGCCCAGUGUAGAGACCAAAUCAAUUCGAAAGAUUUCAUGAUCAAUUUGACAAUGGCGACCGUGUUCCUCUAUCCAAAACUUUUCGAUUUUCUCAAGCUCUAUAGAUUCAGCAACAAAUUUAUGAAUAUGAUGGGGGAUAUUAUCCAGAAAACAAUUCAAAAUCGAGAAGAAAACAACAUCCAAAGGAAUGAUUUUUUGCAAAUGUUGAUGCAGCUUCAAAAAACAGGGGAACUGGAAGGGGAAGAAAAUGGUCUUAGUCCAAUUAGCCGCAAGAAAGUUAAACUUACAAUGAACCAGAUUGUCGCGCAGACACUUCUUUUCUUCAUUGCCGGCUCUGACACUACAGCGAUUACCAUAGCUUGUUGCUUGCACGAACUAACCCAGAACGAAGAAGUUAUGCAGAAAUUGAAAGAAGAUAUUAAUAAAGCACUAGAGAAACACAACGGAGUCAUCUGUUAUGAUUCUAUCCAAGAAAUGGAAUAUUUAGAUAUGGUCAUUCAAGAAGCUGCUCGCAAAUACCCAGCAUUGCCUGUUCUUAAUCGGAAAUGCACCAAACCUUUUAAGAUCCCUAACAGUGAUAUUGUCAUCGAGGAAGACACUCAACUAAUAAUAUCCAUCUUAGGAUUCCAUAGAGAUCCAAAGUACUUCCCGGAUCCAAUGAAGUUCGAACCAGAACGAUUCCGUGAAGGCAGCGAAAGAUAUAAUGCGAAUGCCUACAUCCCAUUCGGAGAUGGACCACGGACAUGUAUUGGGAUGAGACAGGCCAAAAUCAGCGCCAAGGUAGCCGUGGUUCGAUUGCUGACUAAAUUUCAGUUGACUGCACUGGAAAAGCGAGAAAUUGUGUUUGAUAACUACGCAACGUCUUUGAAGGCAAAAGGUGGAAUUAAACUGAAAAUAUCCAAAAACAUUCAUUAAUCCUGAUUCUGUCUUCAAUAAAGUGUUGAUUAUGCUCUUCGUGUAAUUUCAAAUAGUAACUCCUUUGAAAUGAAACAAUAAAUCUCUUAGUCAGUCAA
Molecule: messenger RNA, 1757 nt
Organism: Hermetia illucens (black soldier fly)
Lineage: Eukaryota; Metazoa; Arthropoda; Insecta; Diptera; Stratiomyidae
Product: probable cytochrome P450 6d5
Exons: 7
Coding region: 145-1659 (504 amino acids)
Molecular function (GO): heme binding; monooxygenase activity; iron ion binding
Source: RefSeq, a predicted model, not a curated record